UUCCUCUACUUUUGGGUCAUAGUCAAAACUACUGAUCACUCACAGAAACGCUAACAAUGGCUGCUCCGCUGCUCCUCAGAGGGUUCCCUCUUCUCCGGCUCCGCUUCUGCAAUCAACGUCUCCAGAGUCCUAGCUUCGUAUUACUUGCUCCAAGGCUUUUUUCAGCUGCUUCCGAAUCGGCUCAGCCCUACGAUGACGCUGCAUCCAAUGAGGAAAAUACUACCACCGUGCUAAGGACCAAGGACCCGCCCAAGUACCCGAGGUGGCCCGACCCGGACUAUAGAAAAUGGAAAGAACGAGAAACUCAGAUACUCAAAGAAAUUGAGCCCGUUAUUUUCCUCGCCAAAGAAAUUAUCCACUCCGAUAGGUAUAUGGAUGGAGAACGUCUGACAGCAGAAGAUGAGAAAAUAGUGGUAGACAAGCUUCUUGCUUACCAUCCCCAUUGUGAGGAUAAAAUUGGAUGUGGCCUCGACUCCAUUAUGGUCGAUCGGCAUCCCCAGUUCAGACGUUCUAGGUGUCUCUUUGUCGUAAGAACUGAUGGUGGAUGGAUAGACUUUUCCUACCAGAAGUGUUUAAGACAGUACAUUCGAGAUAAGUACCCUUCUUAUGCCGAAAAAUUCAUAAAAGAACACUUCAAACGUGGUAGUUGAGUUUUGUGUUAGACAGCCUCUCUUCACAUAAAUACUAAAGCUGGAAGCUGUUGGUCUGUAGAGCACUCAUGGUGGGUCUUUUUCAAGGAAGGAACUAGAAAAUGACGGAUCUUAUGAAUGCUUGUGUGCGGCAAAAGGCGUUCAUGGAUUCAAUGACCAACAAAUGACCUGUGAUAUCUUUAGUCAAUGUGGUAGAUAUUAGUUGACAUGCAUUUCAUGUUUUAAUUGGUGGAAGAAGAAAGUUGAUGGAAGUAUAAAUGAUUUAAGAUUACACUUCCAUACUAAUUAGUUGGCUUUCCUUGUAAUGUUGACUGUCGCUUUCUUUUGGUGAAUCACUAUCUCUAUCUUCUUUAAUUCUUGAAGGCACAUUACCUGGCAU
This is a messenger RNA of Nicotiana attenuata, 1029 nucleotides long. RefSeq names its product protein DCL, chloroplastic. The coding region runs from base 57 to 650 and encodes 197 amino acids. Gene Ontology annotation, cellular component: chloroplast. The record is from RefSeq and is a predicted model, not a curated record. Lineage: Eukaryota; Viridiplantae; Streptophyta; Magnoliopsida; Solanales; Solanaceae. The transcript is spliced from 3 exons. Gene Ontology annotation, biological process: chloroplast rRNA processing; chloroplast organization.